Molecule: messenger RNA, 2923 nt
Organism: Nomascus leucogenys (northern white-cheeked gibbon)
Lineage: Eukaryota; Metazoa; Chordata; Mammalia; Primates; Hylobatidae
Gene: CD99L2
Product: CD99 molecule like 2
Exons: 10
Coding region: 228-893 (221 amino acids)
Source: RefSeq, a predicted model, not a curated record
GCAGCCUCGCCCCGCCCCCCCGGCCUAACCCCAGCCCGGGCGCCCUCAGGCGCCGGCUCUCUAGCGCGCCCGACCUCCACCCUCCCGGGGCCGCGCCGCGCGCGCGCCGGCUUUGGGCGAGACCCUGCAGAGGCAGCGGGGCUCCUCCUCCCGCUCCUCCUCAGCCUACUCUUCGGGCGCUCUCGCGCUAACUGUGCUCCUCCGGGGCCCUCCGCCUGCUCCCAGCCAUGGUGGCCUGGCGCUCGGCGUUCCUUGUCUGCCUCGCUUUCUCCUUGGCCACCCUGGUCCAGAGAGGAUCUGGGGACUUUGAUGAUUUUCGCCUGGAGGAUGCAGUGAAAGAAACUUCCUCAGUAAAGCAGCCAUGGGACCACACGACCACCACCACAACCAAUAGGCCAGGAACCACCAGAGCUCCGGCAAAACCUCCAGGUGGUGGAUUGGACUUGGCUGAUGCUUUGGAUGAUCAAGAUGAUGGCCGCAGGAAACCGGGUGUAGGAGGAAGAGAGAGAUGGAACCAUGUAACCACCACAACCAAGAGGCCAGUAACCACCAGAGCUCCAGCAAAUACUUUAGGAAAUGAUUUUGACUUGGCUGAUGCCCUGGAUGAUCGAAAUGAUCGAGAUGAUGGCCGCAGGAAACCGAAUGCUGGAGGAGGAGGUUUUUCAGACAAGGAUCUUGAAGACAUAGUAGGGGGUGGAGAAUACAAACCUGACAAGGGUAAAGGUGAUGGCCGGUACGGUAGCAAUGACGACCCUGGAUCUGGCACGGUGGCAGAGACUGGCACCAUUGCCGGGGUGGCCAGCGCCCUGGCCAUGGCCCUCAUCGGUGCCGUCUCCAGCUACAUCUCCUACCAGCAGAAGAAGUUCUGCUUCAGCAUUCAGCAACAUUCUUGACCAGGGCGACACACCCGGCAGGCACAGCAGUACUGCAGGGGCACACUGACAUGUCAGUGCACAGCCUGCAAAGCUGGUCAUGGCCACCCUGCUUGAGAUCCCACUGGCCCACCGUGGAUCCGGAAGCUUGACUGUAGAGUGGCGUGAGCAGGGAAUGGGUCAGACAGAGUCCAGGCCUGGGGACUGGAUUGUUUUUAAAGUUACCCUUUUCCCUCAAAUCAAAAGUCAAGGAAUCACUUAACUGGUGAAAAAGAUGGGAAUCCAACCUUCUAAUUGCCUGGACACUGAUAUUUAGAAGGAGACAUUGGGCGAGAGGGUCGAGUUGCACUUAGUGUGGUGGGGGCAGUUUUGCAUCAGCCUCCUGGGCUGUGCCUGGAACAAGGAGCCCAGGGCAACCAGGUACAUAGUCACAGCCCUUGAUCUCUGACCUUAUUCUUAAUUGCAUUUGGCAAAAAAGUAGAAGCCGCCUAAUACAGGGGGUUUCUGUCCAAGAGGCCCCAAGGCUGUCCUCCGUGGGCUCUCCCUCCGGCAGGUAGAUUGGAAUGAGAUGGGGAUUCUGGGACACAGCUCAAUCCACAUGGCCUUCCCCAUGGCUAGGGAUCCUCAUUUGAAACUGCUCUUUGGGCUGGGAACUCUCCAUACUCGUCUCCCCUCCCUGUUUUAGAGGAGAGGGAGCAAGGACCUGGCCAGGGACACUUUGGGAGAACAACUCAGAGCAUCCCGCUUGCCAGGAGAGGAGUCAAGAUUUUGGAUAAGCAUCCAGGUUCUCAAGGUGGUCUCUUGGGAAAAGAUAAAAGCCCAGAUUUAGAUUAAACCAAGACCUGUAGGACAAAGUUAGAACUUACUGACAGAAAAAUAUCUUUCCUGUAUGACUGAUUAAACUAGUUGGUAACUAAAAUGUCAUUGAACAAAUAUUUAUUAUUAAAAAAAAAUCCUACACCCAGAGAUGCCCUCAAAAUGGAGGCCACAGUGGCAGGGGAGGUCCUGGUGGCUGGCUAGAGGGCUUCUCCUGUUUGGACCUUUGCUGGAGAGCUUAUUUGGCUGGAAGCACCAUGUCAGAUACAUUUUGGCCUUGAUUUUCUGAUGAUUUCCCCUUCUAGGUGGCUGGGGUGGCAAGGAGGUUUGGUUCAUAGCAACAAAGUAGUUGUGAGCUCUUUGAACAAAAAGGCUAAUGCCCUGGGAGCCAAAAGGUCUCACUGGUGAGGUUUGCGAAAGCCGUAUGAGUUCACUGGGGCUGCCAGAACAAAGAGUCACAAACUGAGUGGCUCAAAACAACAGAAGUUGAUUCUCUCCCAGUUCCAGGGGACUCCGGAUGUUCCUUGGCUUGUGGCCGUAUCAUUCCAAUCUCGGUUUAUAUCCUAAAUCCAGAAUGACCUCAUCUUAACAUCCUUAACUUAAUUUCACCUGCAAAGACCCUGUUCCUAAAUAAGGCCGUGUUCACAGGUUCCAGGGAUGAGGACACACACAGAUCUUUUUUGGCAUGGGGCGGGGCAUCCUUCACUAUAGCAUCAUUAGCCUAAUGGUGAGAUGCGACAGUCCACAGUUUUCAAAUCUAUGCCCAUUACAAAACUGGGUGAGAUGGCCAGGCCAAAGGAUGGCUUUGAGACUUUAAAAAGCAUGCUGGGCAAAAGAAACUGUUUAAACUACAGGUCUGUAGUUCCUAGUAAGAGCAGCGUCCCGGGCAUCGUGCGCUUGCCACCCACCUGCCAUUGCCUCUCUUCCGGGCUCUGCACGUGGGUGAAAAGCCAGCCCUGUAACUCGGCCUGGCAAGGGCAGGGCCAUGGAUGGGGAGAGUUCUUGGGCUGAGCAGACAGGGUGGCCGGCUUGGGCCCUGUCCUGCUGGGCCCUCAGUUUCCCCAUCAAGGGUAUCUCAACUUCCUUCUGCUCUGGAAUUAAAAAGUCAGAGGCUGGCUUGAGGCUGCUCAGGUGUCAGUAGGAACAGAGAGAGAAAAAUAGGUUGAUUUCCAAAGCACAAAGUGAACAUCUGGAUUGUAUCUGUCUCUGCGGGACGUUAAAAUGAAAGGAAAAUA